AUGAGGCCGUCAUCCGCCCUCCUCCUCUCGUCAGCCCUGCUAUACCAGCAGACCACGGCGCUGACGAUACCUAUAAUACCGUCGAUACAAACAACACCAACACCACCGCAAAAGAUCAAGGGGAACCCCUACCGCGACAGGGACCUCUCGAGUCUUCUUUCCGGCUCCUUCGAGGUCCUCGACCGCGUGCCGGGCCUGGUGGACAAAGUCGUCAACACGACGCUGCUCGUCGUGCGCGCGCUCCGCGAGACGGUGGCCGAGAACGGCAUCACGCAAAACGACCUCGACACGGCCCUCGGCAUCAACGGCACUACGGGCAUGCCGCUAACGCUCCCGGGGAACACCACCCGCGCCGUGACGUGUCCGGACGUUGCCGUCCUCUUCGCCCGGGGGACCAACGAGCCUGGCAACGUGGGCUUCCUCACCGGCCCCCCCUUCUUCGACGCCCUCCGCACUUACAUGAACGGCACAGGCUCCAUCGCAAUCCAGGGCGUAAACUCCUACCCGGCCGAUCCACCCGGCUUCUUCGCAGGCGGCUCCGCCACGGGCGCCGCCUUCGCCGCGCAGGUCGCCUCCCGCACGAUCUCCGCCUGCCCAGACACCCGCCUCACGGUGUCGGGGUACAGCCAGGGCUCGCAGGUGGCCCGCCUCGCCGUGGCGCAGAUGCCGCCCGACCAGCGCGCGCGGCUCUCGAGCGUCGUGCUGUUUGGCGACCCGUUGGGCGGGAAGCCGAUUGACGGCGUCGAUCCGACCAAAUUGCUCGUCCCUGGACGCGCCGACGGCCGCGCUGUUUGUGAUGCAGAGGAGUAA
Molecule: messenger RNA, 810 nt
Organism: Colletotrichum fioriniae
Lineage: Eukaryota; Fungi; Ascomycota; Sordariomycetes; Glomerellales; Glomerellaceae
Biological process (GO): carbohydrate catabolic process
Cellular component (GO): extracellular region
Molecular function (GO): cutinase activity
Source: RefSeq, a predicted model, not a curated record